AUGUCGCAAGAUCCUGCAGCGGGUCCGCCGUCGCCCAUGUCCCCUUCACAUGAGGAAGUCUUGCUCAACCGCCGCAUCGCUGAGCUCGAGCACGAAAAGGCGGUUCUCCUAGAGCGAGCUUCCAAUGCUCAGACGAGCUUGACUGAAGCCAACGCACGCGCCGUAGCUGCCCGUCAACAUGCCGCCGCAUGCGAAGCCGAGCAGAAAGCAGCAACCGCUCGCGCCCAGGCUCGCUAUGCCGAAAAGAUACACGCCAAUAACGAGUCCAGGAAUCUUCAGAAAUUGAUCGAGCUACAGAAGUUCGACCUGCGAGAUUACCACAUCAAAUCUGACAGGACCUUCAAGUGCCUGAAGUCCAGGAUUGCAGAACUGGAGGCCAACCGAGGCGAUGGCAGGCCGUCUUUCGAACACCUGGCCGAAACCCAGAAGCUCCGAGAAGACCUUGAACAGUCGCGCAAUGAACUCUCGGCGGCUCUGACAGAACAUGCGGGGCUUAAAGCCGAAUCGGAGUAUAGGUCUACGCAGAUGAAGGCUCUUAUCAUGAAAUUGAACAGGAACCUCGAGGAAGAGAAAGCAAAGGCUGUGGCGACGGCCGAAGAAGUCACGACUCGCAUUGAAGCCUGCAAGGCUGACACGGUGGAAGUCACCAGUGCCAAGUACAUCGGCCAGAUGAAGAAGAUGGAAGAGGAUCACAAGUCUCAGUUGGCGCAAGCAACACGCAAGUCGCAGGAUCGACUGAAGGAGGCCGAAGCCCAGUGGCUCACGAAGGGCAAGCACAUCGUAGAGUAUAAUAGCCAUCUGAAACGCCAGCUGGAGGAAGCGCAUAAGCAAAUGCAGCAACGCAAUCAGCAACUACAAGCAGCUAUGAACAUGCGCAGCAAUCAGCAGAAUCUUCAGCAGCAGAAUCUCCAGGGGGGGCCACACGGUCAACAGAAUUCUCCCCAGCAGUCCUUCACCUCAAACAAGCGGAUGAGGCACGAUUCCAUCAGCGCCAUGAAUCCAAACGGCGAGUUUGCGAUGCAGGGUCAUAAUUACAUGAUGUCACCACAUGGAACCCAUCAACGCCGGGUGUCGCAGCUGUCAAACGGCUCCCCGGGACCAAUGACACCCACGCAACGUUUCCGACAAGAGCAUAAUGGUGGCUCCAAUGGAUCCCCGGUUGGCCAUGGUGGUUCGCCUCAACAUCGUCAACUACAGCAGGUGCAGCAGCAACCCCAAGUUGAUUACUGGUCGCAUCCGGAGCACAGCCAGCUUCUGCAGGAUGUACAGUCGAGCAACAUGGGGGGUCAGCUUCCCAGUUCAGCAGCAUUCCCAGAGCACAGUCAGCUCCUGCAAGCUGUACCGUCGAGCAACACGGGAGUUCAGCGUCCGAAUCAGGCUGCAUUCCCCAACCAAAGCCAGAACACGAUGCCCAUGGACCUGCAGGAUUGGACUAUGCCGCUGCUCCCGAUGGAUGACAUUGAAGAUACAGUCCAGUCAUUUGGCACGGGUAUGAUGGACGCGAACUUACAGUUCCCACAACAAGGUAUGGACGCAAACUUACAGUUCCCACAAGGAGGGAUGCUUGACAACGGGAACAUGAUGGACAAUGGAAACAUGAUGCAAGACUUCAACCUCUUCCCGCCCGCCGAUUUCACCACCUCUACCUCUCUCGACACACAACCCAUACAGUCCCUGCAGCAGCCCCAAGCAUCCACAACCCCAGAGGUAGAGCACCCCACCCCCAACCUCGCAUCAUCCUCUCACUCCACCCCAGCCCCCACGGCGACAGCGCCAAGGCGCAGACUCCCGCCACCCACCUCGCCAGCCAAAGUGCCUUGUGUGAACUGCUACAAGCACUGGUGGGACGUCGAGUGUGACCAGGGAGAACCAUGCGCAAACUGUGCGGCCGAGCACGCCGACUGCGUCCGUCAGCGUUGCUUUCACUUCGCUGCUGGUACAUGUCCCAAGGGUCUAAGGUGUCCGAAUGUUCAUGAGGGUGAUGAGAGAUUCCGGGAUGGUAGGUUUCUUGUUGAUCAGGGUGCGGCGGGGAAGCGGCCGGGUCGGGUGGGGAAGAGGAGUGAUGCUGAGGUCGCUCCGAUUUUGAGGCAGUGA
Pyrenophora tritici-repentis Pt-1C-BFP is the source of this 2094-nucleotide messenger RNA. The record is from RefSeq and is a predicted model, not a curated record. NCBI's taxonomy places the organism in Eukaryota, Fungi, Ascomycota, Dothideomycetes, Pleosporales, Pleosporaceae.